GUAAAGGGUAUGAAUAAAGCAGAGACAAUUUACCUUCUUUUCUGUCUCUCUUUUCUUUAUACUCUUUCCCCUUUACUCCCCUCCUCUCUUCCUUCUAUGAUCGACCUCCCACAGAGCCCAGAAAUGGAUGCUGAUAGAGUGGUGCAUACUGGAGGUUGCCUUUGUAAGAGUGUAAGGUGGAAAGUGCUUGCUCCUUCUAGCGUUGUGGCAUGGGACUGCAACUGCUCAAAUUGCUACAUGAGAGCUAAUACUAACUUUGUUGUACCUGCUGACAAUUUUGAGCUUCUGGGAGAUUCCGGGAAGUUUCUUACUACUUAUACUUUUGGCACUCACACUGCAAAGCACCCAUUCUGUAAAAUCUGUGGUAUAACCUCAUUCUUUUAUCCACGCUCAAAUCCAGAUGGGGUUUCAGUUACAUUCAGGUGUGUUGACCCUGGAACAUUGACACACAUUGAAAUCAGGAAUUUUGAUGGGAAGAAUUGGGAAAGCUCAUGUAAUCAGACAGGCAUCUCUUCGUGUUCAAAGGUGCAGAAGUAAAUCCCAUAACAUAAGGGACUAGAAGAUAGUUGAGAUCAUUAGCAGUCCUGUAUGAAGAUUUUUGGUGCCUCAACACAUUUUGUGUUGUUCAUCCAAAUACUCUUGUGUCUCGACAUGAUAAAUAUGACAAAGUACAAUAAAAAAAUGUUCACAAACAAAUAAUCUAUUUGAAUGAGGUAUUCUUGUGUUUAGAAUG
Messenger RNA from Gastrolobium bilobum, 733 nucleotides. RefSeq lists its product as uncharacterized. Gene Ontology annotation, molecular function: carbon-sulfur lyase activity. Bases 10 to 537 code for a protein of 175 amino acids. NCBI's taxonomy places the organism in Eukaryota, Viridiplantae, Streptophyta, Magnoliopsida, Fabales, Fabaceae. The transcript has 2 exons. The record is from RefSeq and is a predicted model, not a curated record.